AUUGUCGAGUUCCACAACGUACGGAUAUAAUGUCAUACGUGUCAACGUGACAUAGCACCGGUUUCAUUGUUCUUAAGUUGUAUGUAUGUGUGAGUGUAUGUAGUAUUAAUUAAAUACAUCAUAUAUAUAUACACACAUAUAUAUAUAUAUACGUAUAUAUAUAAAUACAUAUAUAUUUAUAUAUAUAUAUAUAUAUAUAUAUAUAUACACGUGCGCUUGUAUAGAAAUGUAUUAAUGCACUAUUUACUGUGUGUACAGCAGAUAGGCCUGUGUAUGUGUGUCUGUGUUGGUAACUAAAUGUGUAUAUAUUUACAUAUAUAUAUACGUGCGUGUGUGUGUGUGUAUAUGUGAGUAUGUUUGAAGUAGUUUAGUGCUCAACUGUGUCAGAAGAGGUGCUCGAAAGAGGGACAAUCUCCUUUCUGAAGACAUCCACUGAAGAUUGUUUUGCUAGAGCCUUCCAACUGUUUCUUUGAGAAGUGAAAGAGAAUUUUCCUGCCAGAACUACCAGUUACCAUUCUGAUGGUGCCAUUCAGUGCUACGUUAAGGUUUACUAGAGACUGUUAAAUACUAAACCUUUUACUUCUCAGAUAUAUUUGUUAUAUAAAGUAUGGAGAAACUUCACAGAGAAAAGGGUAUUUCUGGGGAUGUUUGUAGCAAAACUCAAUACACAAAUGACAAAUCAGGGGUCAGAGAUGUUUGUAAUAAGUCUCAGUUUUCCAGUGUUAAGUUAAACCCUGCAGAUAUUUGCAGUAAAGCCCAAUUUCCUUCUGUCUCAAGCACCAUGACGUCACAGAGGAUUGCUCAUGUUGGGGAGAAGCCCCUGCACAACAACAUCUACGACAGCCAGUUUGUGCAGGGCUGCUACCUCCAGCCCCAUGGGCUCGUCACCAACAACCAGAAGCUGUUCCAUGUGGAUGUCUACAACAAACAACUGUCACAGAACUGCUACAUACCGACUCACGAAAGGAGUCAUACGGGGGAGAAACAGCAGCAACAACAACAACAGCAGCAGCAGCAACAACAACAACAGCAGCAACAACAACAACAGCAGCAGCAACAACAACAACAGCAGCAGCAACAACAACAGCAGCAGCAACAACAACAACAGCAGCAGCAGCAACAACAACAGCAGCAGCAACAACAACAACAGCAGCAGCAACAACAACAACAGCCACAGCAGCAGCAGCAACAACAACCACCUCAACAACAGCAGACACAGCAUCAGCAACAUCUACAGCUGCAGCAGCAGCAGCAACAACAUCAGCAACAGUCUCAAAGUGGUCCUAUUUGUCAAAAGCAGCCAGUCAUAAGCAAGGCCAUGCCUAUUGCUUCAAAAUCUCAAGUGUGUUCCAAACUCUAUCACUGUGACCUUUGCCCGAAGCAGUUUGUGCGUCGAAAUACUUUGGAAAUGCACAGACGGAUCCAUACGGGGGAGAAACUGUUUCAUUGUACGUUCUGUGAAAAGAAAUUCGUCCACCGAGACAAACUCCAGAUCCACGAGCGAAUUCACACGGGGGAGAAACCGUUCCAGUGUGAAUAUUGCCCAAAGAAGUUUUCUCGGAAAGACAAGUUGAAAAUUCACAACAGCUCCCACACGGGAGAAAAACCGUAUCAUUGUAGUUAUUGUCCGAAAUGUUUUGUGCAACGAGACAAACUGAAAAUCCACGAACGGAUCCAUACGGGGGAGAAACCUUUCCAUUGCGAGUUCUGCCCGAAGCAGUUCUCUCGGAGUGACAAGCUGCAGUUGCAUCGACGGACACAUACAGGUUGACCAGCAGACAAGCUGAUUGGAUGGACGUAAUGAUAAUGUUGGUGAUAAUACGAAAAAUAAUAGUUUCUGAUUUAAGCACAAGGCCCAGCAAUUUUUAAGGGUGGGUGGGGUAGUUGAUUACACUGAACCCAGUGCUUGACUGGUACUUUAUUUAAUUGAUCCCAAAUGAUAAAAAGUAUUGUCGACCUUGGUGAGAUUUGAACUCAGAACAUAAUGAACCAGAACAAAUACUGCAAAACAUUUUUACUGACACUCAAACAAUUCUGCUCAUCGACCUUGUCCUGUCCCCUAAAUUUCCAGGCCUUAUUGCCUAUAGUAGAAACAAUUACUAUGAUGAUUUCUAACGGUGUCUCAGGGUGGUAUAUAGUGAAUUAUAUCAACCCCAACAGAUGACUGGUAUGUUUAUUGCUCCACCCCUGCCCAUGCCAGAAGGAAGAAGGUCGAUAUUGACCACGACACGGUUUGUCUACCAUUCUCAGAACAAAUGCUAUUGACCCACUGAGUUGGUCAAAGGAUACUUUUAUUACUACAUGAAACCAGUAUUGAUUGGUUAUUGUUGAUUAGUGAUAGGUCAGCUCUGAUCAAAGGUAGUUCCAUCCAUGACUAUUCCAUCAAUUUCCUAUAUGCAGGAAAUCCAGGACCACAUUAUUGUUGAUUUAAAUGUUUAAAAAUAUUUAUUUUACCUGAUUUCUAUUUUAUUUCUAAGAAAAAAAAUCACCCCCUCUCUAAACACCUAGCAUCCACUUUUAACAUUUGCUGUCCCCUUGAGAGCUCACAACUCGCUUCCAAGAGGGCACCCACUUCUCAGGCUUAAAACCUCUCCUCUAAGGCUUCCAUUAUUCAAGGUUGACCAUAGAAUCAGCAGUUAGAAAGUUCUUUUCCAAGGUGUAAACCUGAGCGAGGUUUUUCUCAUUAUAGGACGCCAGAAGUUACCUAUGCUGAAAGUGUUCUCUCUCCACAUCUCGAUUUAUCCAAGAAAAGACAGUCUCUCGGCUCUCAAAUAGCUUGGUACCAGUAUUGUUGCAGAUAGACUCAGAAUAUAAAGAAUUGAAACAAACACUACUAGCCUUUUUGUCCAAUGGCUUAAUAAUUCUGUCCAUCUACUGACCUUGAUUAGGGUGUAUUUUAUCAACCCCAUAAGAAAUGAGAAGCAAAGUUGACAUCAGCAGGAUUUGAUCUCAGCCAUGGCCGAUGCCAGUGCCCUCUGACUGACUCCCGUACUGGUGGCAUGUAAAAAGUACUAUCCAAACGUGAUCUAUGCCAGACCCGCUAGUGGCACAUAAAAAAGCACCCACUACACUCUCAGAGUGGUUGGUGUCAGGAAGGGCAUCCAGCUGUAGAAAUUUGGCCAGAUCAGAUUGGAGCCUGGUGCAGCCCACUGGCUUUCCAGACCUCGGUCAAACCGUCCAACCCAUGCCAGUAUGGAAAACCGACGUUAAAUGAUGAUGUAAAAAACCAGAAGAAAGAUUUUGAUGGUUUCUACUUUUCUCACAAUACCAUUAAACAGGAGCAGCAGAAGUUUAUAUGAAAGGAAUUGACUUUAGUGUCCUACAGCUAUAAUUUUCAUUGACCCUCAAAGGAUAAAGUGUUGCACCGAAUCUAGUGAGAUUUGAACUCAGAAUGUAAAGGGGUUCAACUAAUUUAGUGCAGCACUCUACAGGCUCAGCCACACCAAUACUUUCAAUACUAAGGUAUUAAUGGAGUCUGUUGAAAUCGUGCACUGGUUGUAAAAUGAAUGUUACCAUCAUAGAAGUGGUGUUGUUUGUUUGCAAUCUUCUGUGGGGUCAUCUGCAGCCAUAGUUCUGGAAGGAUAGGAGGGUGUGUUACCUUACAUGGAAGUGAAUGAGGGUUGGCCAUGGAAAAUCUGCCCAAUUGAAUUUUAUUUGAAUUAUACAACCAGGGAAAAGUGGAUGUUAAAAUGAUU
Octopus sinensis (East Asian common octopus) is the source of this 3695-nucleotide messenger RNA. Its product is annotated as zinc finger protein 2 homolog. The record is from RefSeq and is a predicted model, not a curated record. Gene Ontology annotation, biological process: regulation of transcription by RNA polymerase II. Gene Ontology annotation, cellular component: nucleus. The coding region runs from base 608 to 1771 and encodes 387 amino acids. NCBI's taxonomy places the organism in Eukaryota, Metazoa, Mollusca, Cephalopoda, Octopoda, Octopodidae. Gene Ontology annotation, molecular function: DNA-binding transcription factor activity, RNA polymerase II-specific; RNA polymerase II cis-regulatory region sequence-specific DNA binding. The transcript has 3 exons.